Molecule: messenger RNA, 2829 nt
Organism: Kluyveromyces lactis
Lineage: Eukaryota; Fungi; Ascomycota; Saccharomycetes; Saccharomycetales; Saccharomycetaceae
Gene: UTP21
Product: rRNA-processing protein UTP21
Exons: 1
Coding region: 1-2829 (942 amino acids)
Biological process (GO): rRNA processing
Cellular component (GO): small-subunit processome; Pwp2p-containing subcomplex of 90S preribosome
Molecular function (GO): protein binding
Source: RefSeq, a predicted model, not a curated record
AUGACAGUGGAUGGAUCGUUAAAGAAACGAAGAGUUGGUUCUUCCGGCGCUGUUAGGAAACAUGCUUCCAGAAUAUUUUCUCCGUAUAGAAUUGUAGGUAAUGUAUCUACUGGAGUUCCUUAUGCGAUUGGUACCCUAGGUACGACCUUCUACAUUGUGACUUCUGUUGGUAAGUCGUUUCAGAUCUUUGAUGCCAAUAAUUUGCAUCUGCUAUUCGUUUCAGAUAAGGAGACAGAGGGAGACAUUACUUGUUUGGCAGCGCAUUUUCAUUACGUUUAUGCAAGUUUUAAGAAUAAAGUUGGGAUCUAUAAGAGAGGUAAGCUAGAACAUUUGAUUGAAUUACCUGAUCCAAAUACCGUGGUGACCAAAAUUAACGUUUUCGGUGAAUAUUUGAUUGCUUCUACAGAUAAUAAUGUUGUUUAUAUCUAUAAGAAAAAUUCCCCAUCUGAUAAAUUCGCUACUGAAUUAUACACCAAUUUCACCAUUGGUAAGUUACAAGGUGGUGAUAUUGUUGAUUUGGUGCAUUUACCAACAUAUGUUAACAAGUUGCUCGUUGUGACUAAGUCUAAUUUCACCUUGUUUAACGUUCGGACCGGAAAACAAUUGUACACUUCCGAUGAGUUCCCCGAUGAGAUCACCACUGCUGAACCUGCACCUGCUUUAGACAUCGUUGCCUUUGGUACAUCAUCUGGUGAAGUUAUUUUAUUCAAUUUGCGUAAGGGUAAGAAAAUCAGAACCAUUAAAACGCCGACGAGAAUUUCUUCAAUCUCUUUCAGAACGGAUGGUGCUUCUCAUAUCUCAGUAGCAUCAACCAGUGGUGAUUUGAUCUUUUAUGACUUAGAUCAUCGCUCACGUGUUCAAGUGUUAAAAGGCAUUCACAAGGAAGUGAAUGGUGGUGUUGCAAGAGCAUCAUUCUUGAACGGUCAGCCGAUCGUUGUCACUUGUGGUGGUGACAACCAGUUAAAAGAGUUUGUUUUCGAUCCAUCCUUAUCGCAAGGUGACUCUGAAGUGGUCAUUCAACCAGCCAGAUUAUUAAGGUCAAGAGGUGGUCACUCUCAACCUCCAUCCUCUAUUGCAUUUGCUGACGAUCAAUCUCAUUUCAUUCUUUCUGCUUCAAAAGAUAGAUCUUUAUGGGGGUUUUCCUUAAGAAAAGAUGCACAAUCGCAGGAAUUAUCGCAGCGUCUGCAUAAGAAUAAAGAUGGAAAUAGGAUUGGUGGAAGCACCAUUGGUGAGAAGUUCCCUGAGAUUACAUCAAUAGUCAUCGAAAAUAACAGACAAGGCCAAUGGGAAAACAUCUUGACGGUUCAUAAAGGGGAAAAGUUUGCAAGAACAUGGAACUCGAGAACAAAAAGAGUUGGUAGGUGGACAAUCCCAACUAAUGAUGAGGGGUUUGCGAAGAGCGUAGCUAUAUCACAAUGUGGUAACUUUGGUUUAGUUGGCUCUUCAAACGGUGGUAUUAGUGUUCACAACUUACAAAGUGGACAGAAGAGAAAGGUUUAUCGUUUACAUAAGAAGGCAGUUACUGGUAUUGCAAUGGAUGGUAUGAACAGAAAGAUGGUGUCAUGUGGGUUAGAUGGUAUUGUCGGAUUUUAUGACUUUUCCAAAAGCACUUUUUUGGGAAAGUUAAAGUUGGAUUCACCUAUAACAUCAAUGGUAUACCAUCGAUCAUCUGACCUCUUCGCAUUAGCAUUAGAUGACCUUUCCAUUGUUGUCGUAGAUUCGGUUACUCAAAAAGUGGUCCGUCAACUCUGGGGGCAUUCCAAUAGAAUUUCAUCAUUUGACUUCUCACCUGAUGGACGUUGGAUCGUUUCUUCGUCAUUAGAUUCCACAAUUAGAACCUGGGAUUUACCAACAGGUGGAUGUAUAGACGGUAUGAAAGUGGAAAAUGUCAUCACUAACAUUAAAUUCUCACCAAAUGGUGACUUAUUGGCUACCACUAGUGUAUCUGGUAAUGGUAUUUCCCUCUGGGCUAAUAGAGCUCAGUUCAUUUCAGUAUCAACCAGACAGAUCGACGAAGAAGAAUUUGCCACUGUUAUGCUUCCAAACGUUUCCGGAGAUGGUGGUUCCAACUUUUUGGAAGGGGCUUUUGAUACAGAGGAAGAUGAUUCCGAAGAUCUCUUUGGUAAAUAUGACUCGAUGGAGCAAAUUGAUAAAGAUUUAUUGACUCUUUCUUUGGGACCAAGGAACAAGAUGAAUAUCUUACUCAAUCUCGAUAUAAUUAAACAACGUUCGAAACCAAAGGAGGCUCCAGUUAAACCAGAGCAGGCUCCAUUCUUCUUACAACUUGCAAAAGAUAAGGUGGGCGAUGAGGCUUCAGCCAGGGAAGGCGCUGAGAAUUUGAGUUUGGAUUCCUCUAAACUACAACAGGAGCGAAAUGCUGCCAAAGCUAAUGCUGCUAGUGAACUGAAUAAAUUCAAACCUUCAGGAAAACUUGGUGCUCAGUUCGAAUCUGAUUUCACUAAGCUACUUAGAGAAGGUUCGCAGAAAAACGAUUAUUCAGCAUUCCUUGACGAAUUAGUCCAGAUGACUCCCUCAAAUAUUGAUUUGGAGAUUCGUUCUUUGAAAGCUUUUCAACCAUUUGAUGAGCUAUGUCGGUUCAUUGAAAGUUUGGCUCAAGGUUUGGCUACCAACAAGAACUUUGAGUUAUAUGAGGCAUAUAUUACCAUCUUAUUCAGAGUGCAUGGUGAUGUAAUUCAUUCUAAUAACACAAAUCAAAAUAUCAAGACUGCUCUGCAACAUUGGGAUACCAAUCACCGCAAGGGCCAAUCAUUGGAUGAAUUGGUAAAAUUCUGCGGCAGCGUAUUAAGUUUUGUAUCCACCUCUACUUAA